Molecule: messenger RNA, 1958 nt
Organism: Branchiostoma floridae (Florida lancelet)
Lineage: Eukaryota; Metazoa; Chordata; Leptocardii; Amphioxiformes; Branchiostomatidae
Product: poly(U)-specific endoribonuclease-B-like
Exons: 9
Coding region: 508-1275 (255 amino acids)
Molecular function (GO): RNA endonuclease activity
Source: RefSeq, a predicted model, not a curated record
CGUGCAAAGGUCAUAAUACAAAGCGUUGACUGAACCGCAGGUUACUUCCACCCUUCACAAAUGCGUCACCGAAACUAGAACAGUCUCUGAGCCAUUGUGGCAAUUUGCAAAUCUGAGGGAGCAGCAAGUGUCAGAAAUCCUCGGCAAUCAGCGAUAUUUAGACUGCAUUCCAAACUCUUGCCUUCGGAAGGGCACUGAACAUGCAGUGCACCAUGGAGUCUGUGUCAGACGUGUGCGCGAGGCUGUGGGAUCUCGACCACAACAGGCUGAAGAAAGGGAAGGACUACAGAAUCAAACUAACGGUCACUGCUGGAGGAAAAAGGAUGAAGUCGUGCACAAACUGUUACUGUGGAAUCCGAACCACGGAAACAGAGGCAGGGGAAGACCGCGGAAGUCGUACACAAAGCAGCUUGCUGAAGACAGCGGUUUGGACCUGCAGCAACUUCCCGCAGCGAUGGAGGACAAAGAGGGGGCAACAGAUUGUUCUCCUUCGUGAACAGGGAGAAAAUGGAGAACAUCCCGACAUAUCGUGCCUUUCUGGAGCUGCUAGACUUCUACGAGGCUGAAACAUCCGAACCCAAAGAAGAAACAGAGAGACAAUACGACUUGAGCCGAGCAUUCCUGAAUCGCUGUCUGGAGACUGACGUCAUGAAAGAGGCUCACUCCUUCUUGUUAAGUAGAGACCUGGUGCGUCAAAGUUACAAGAAGGACUUCAAAGAGUUGCUGUACGAGCUGUGGUUCGAGCUGCAGCCAAGGCCUAGUGGGGACGGGACAGAGCGGUCUGCAUUCGAACAUGUCUUUGUGGGAGAGACACGGAAUGGUCUGGUCCUCGGCUUCCACAACUGGGUCCAGCUGUAUGACGAGGAGCGUCUAGGGAAUCUCAAUUACAAGCGCCACAGGCCUCAGGCCUGCGACAACCGCAUCAUCACGAUCGAUUUCACUUGGAAUAACAACAAUAAAACUUUCGGCAGCUUCUUCCUGGGAACGAGCCCGGAGUUUGAGCUGGCCAUUUAUACAGUCUGUUUCCUGGCUGGGGACGAGAAUGAAACGACGGUCAUCCUUGGGAACAAGCCUGCAACGAUCCUCACUAAUGCCUACAGAGUUAACGGUCAAAAUCAAAUUGGAGCUUGCUAUCCCAAAUUUGAGAAGCCUGAGAGGAAAGACGUUCAUGUCCCCAUCGACCACGAGGAACUCAUCAUCCCAAUCGACGUAGAAGACACGGACCAUCCGCGGCAAAGGCAGAAGAGGAAAUGUUGCAACUGCACUAUACUUUGAGGAAUUUAUAAUCACAAAGUUGAUUUUACUUUAUUUGUGGAAUGGAAUAUACUACAACUGCACUAAAAUCUCCGCCUUCAAGGCAUACCCAUGUAUGAUAUCCCAACUUACGGCGAAUCAUUUUGGGCUGUGCUCUCAUUGUAUUGUUUUGUAUUGUUUUAUUUAUCUAUUAUCUAUAUCUAUUUCUUUUUUUAAUCCAUUUAUUUAAAUUGUUAUAAGUUGAUAAAGCGAGUUCCUUACGUAAGCAUACGCUCCCGGUAUCCCUGGCACAUAUUUCAUUUAUAUUACAUCGUCGUUAUGUACAUAGUUUUUAAGUGCAAACAGAUAGAUAAAACAAAACAGAAAUACAUAACAUAAGCACAUGUACCUGAAAACAUCUCCCAUAUCUCUUUAUCCAUUGUUACAGUCUUCAUUUACACUUAAUAUAACAAGUUGUUGUAUUUCUUUUUGCUUUUUUACUAUGAUAUGACUUUUUGUAACUGUACAUUUUCUUCAAGCUAGAUUUUAUACAUGUUUGAAGCACAGUGUCUAAAAUGCGCAAUUCAGCAUCUUCUACUGUGAAAAAGUAGCUGCGAUGUAUAUUAAUGUUCACCGACUGAAUCAGUAAACCAAUCUUAAUAACUCUCAACUAAACACAUCAACUCGUCGCCGUUUUUCAUGCACGUUUCUCAGUCUGGCAACAU